CACUCAUAUCAUUCAUCACUCAUUGCAAAUCACAACAUUUUUUACUCACUUCUCGAAUCAUUCGAAAAUGAUGUAUUACAAGUCUAAUUCAGACUCCUCUUCGUCGAUAACAUGGGAAUGGCAUUAUGAUUAUUUGCCAACUUCGAGGCAAAUAUCGAAUUCGGAUCCGUUGGAGAGGAUAGUGAAGCUGGUGUCUCGGAGCGCGGUGGUGAUAUUCAGCCGGAGCAGCUGCUGCAUGUGCCAUGCAGUGAAGCGCCUCUUCUGCGGGAUGGGAGUGAAUGCGACUGUGUAUGAGCUGGACCAGGACCCUUUCUUGGGCAAGGAGAUUGAGAGGGCUCUGCUCAGCUGGCUCGGGGACUACUCCAAGACUAGUGUUCCGGUUGUUUUUAUUGGGGGGAAGCUGGUGGGAGCUAUGGACAGAGUCAUGGCGUCUCAUAUUAAUGGGACUCUGGUUCCUCUGCUUAAGGAAGCUGGAGCUCUUUGGCUCUGAUCUGUCUCUUCAAGUUUAGUGAAUCAACUAGCUAGCUAUUUGUAGCUUAAUGUAUUUAGUUAUCUAUGUACUUCAUGCUAUCAGAGGCGAUCAAAUGUAUUAGUAUAAUUAACAAAUUAUUAACCCUGUGAGGCUGAUCAGCUAAUUAUUAGGCCCAUACAAUCUGUUGUACUGUAUAGAGAAAGCUCAACUUAUUAUGGAAAUGCAAGUUGCCUGGUGCCUAAAUAAUAGUAACAAAUUUAUACA
Molecule: messenger RNA, 736 nt
Organism: Daucus carota subsp. sativus
Lineage: Eukaryota; Viridiplantae; Streptophyta; Magnoliopsida; Apiales; Apiaceae
Product: glutaredoxin-C5-like
Exons: 1
Coding region: 68-490 (140 amino acids)
Source: RefSeq, a predicted model, not a curated record